Molecule: messenger RNA, 1993 nt
Organism: Marchantia polymorpha subsp. ruderalis
Lineage: Eukaryota; Viridiplantae; Streptophyta; Marchantiopsida; Marchantiales; Marchantiaceae
Source: the annotation of a GenBank genome assembly
UCUGCUUCAUGUGCUGGUGACUCAUGGAUUAGGGUUGGAAGGUCCGUAGCACUUGCAGCAGAGUGACUUUUCAGGCAACGUGAAGUUGCUCUGACUCUGGUGGGGGUGUGGACCGAGGAGAUCUGCGUCUUUAUGCCUUGACCUUUUGAGCUUUUGCUGCUCGGGCCAGUAGAACUGGAUCGAGUCUGUUGGUGGGUCCUGACGAGGACGCAGGGCAACUCAUCCACGCGGCACAUCCACGCACAAACUGCUGAUGAUGCGCACGAAGUGCUCGAGAGGAAUUUCUCCAACACUUGCCUUGCUUGUACAGAGCAGUGUGGUGGCGCGGGCGAGACGAAGCGCGCGAGAUCUGAACAUCGCUGCAGUCAUGAGUCGUAGCCAUGUACUCAAGAGUUGUCACGCGUUGGCGUCCAGGGCGUUGAAAGCUCCUGCCAGUCAACCUCGCCACUUCAGCAAUCUUCCCGAGACAACCAUUUAUGGAGGUCCUGUUUCACAGUCGGCAGUGAAGCGUUUCACCCUGAGGCAACUCAUGCAAAAGUAUGCGAAAAAAGAGCCGAUCACAAUGGUCACAGCUUAUGACUACCCCUCUGCCGUGCACGUCGAUCAAGCGGGAAUCGAUAUCGCUCUGGUGGGCGACUCUGUGGCAAUGGUGGUACACGGUCACGACACCACACUGCCAGUGACGUUAGACGACAUGUUGCUGCAUUGCAAAGCAGUGGCGAGGGGUGCUCGUCGGCCUCUCCUGGUUGGCGACCUUCCCUUUGGCUCCUAUGAACAAAGCCCUCAGCAGGCAGUUGACAGUGCGACGAGGAUGCUCAAGGAAGGAAACAUGGAUUCUGUGAAGAUGGAAGGUGGAAUUGGAUCCAGAGUUGCAGCAGCUAAAGCUAUUUCUGAGGCUGGAAUUGCUGUCAUGGGUCAUGUAGGACUGACACCACAAGCCAUCAGUAUCCUAGGUGGCUUUCGACCCCAAGGCCGGAGCUCUGCGCGUGCUCUCUUGGUUUUGGAACACGCAUUGGCCUUGCAGGCAGCAGGCUGCUUCUCCGUAGUACUUGAAUGUGUACCAUCUCCAGUAGCAGCUGCCAUUACAACAACCCUGAAGAUUCCUACAAUUGGUAUUGGUGCUGGGCCAAAAUGUAGUGGACAGGUGUUGGUCUAUCACGACUUACUUGGAAUGAUGCAGCAUCCUCACUACGCCAAGGUGACGCCCAAAUUUUGCAAGAAAUACGCAAAAAUAGGAGAGGUUAUAAAUUCCGCAUUGGAAGAGUACAACAGAGAGGUGACUUCUGGAGAGUUUCCAUCGGGUGCUCACACUCCUUAUCGACUUGAAAACAAUCAGCUGGAUUUUUUCAUUGAAGAUCUCCAGAAAAAUGGCUUUCACGACGCUGCUGAGGCCGCCAACAAAGCAGCUUUGCAAGACGAGGCAGUAGACAGUCUGCUAAAGAAGACUUCUGUUGUUUGAGAUAUGUCAUCAAGAGACAAACACUUACAGUAGAAAUCCAUUUUUUAACAACGGCGCACCAAAGUUUGUAAAUCGUGUCUUACUACAAAUUCAUUGCUUUGCACACUAGAAGUCUAUGAUCACCACAAUUGAGUGGUUGGGGAGACACAAAUGUGUCAAGUGCUACCAAGGGAAAGUUACGUGAAACCAAGAGAAAAUUAGGCCUAUUUGGACAUUGUUAGAGAAAGUCAGGCCGGUGUGAUAUUUAGCAAUAUCUUUCAACACGCUGGCUUAUUACAUUAGUUUGUGAAUAUUCAAGAUUGUCAUAAUUUUUUUGGAUGAUUCUCAUAUUUUCAGCGAUUCAAACCUAGCAAUCGUUGUCAACUUUCAUUUGUGCGAGAAGUCUGUGAUUGUCUCUUAAUCAUGCUGAGUGUGGUGUCUGUAUAAAUCUUGGUAUUUGUUGGAUAUCUAGCGGCUCUCUUCUGAUAUUUUCGUGCUUCGACAAUAGAACCUGAAAAGUAUUGAGCACUUUACUGAGGCUGAGUAAACACAGAU